Messenger RNA from Schistocerca americana (American grasshopper), 777 nucleotides. Its product is annotated as farnesol dehydrogenase-like. Lineage: Eukaryota; Metazoa; Arthropoda; Insecta; Orthoptera; Acrididae. Bases 1 to 777 code for a protein of 258 amino acids. The record is from RefSeq and is a predicted model, not a curated record. The transcript is spliced from 6 exons.
AUGGGGAUCGAGAAAUACAAGGGACGCGUCGCACUGGUUACUGGCGCCAGCGGGGGCAUCGGUUCUGCCAUAGUGCAGGCGCUGCUGAAGCAUGGACUCACCGUCGUGGGAAUGGCCAGGAGGGUCGAAAAGAUUAAGGAGCUGGCAGUCAAGGACGCCCCAGGGAAGCUGCACGCGAUUGCCGGGGAUUUGAGAGACGAAGCCAGCAUCCUGGCUGCCUUCAAGUGGGUCAAGGACAACCUGGGUGGGGUCGACAUCCUGAUCAAUAACGCUGGUGUAUCGGGUACAUUCCCAUUUACUAGCCUCAUAGAUACCAAGACUGACAACUGGAAGAGUAUCCUGGACGUGAACGUGCUGGGUCUGAGCAUCUGCACCAGGGAGGCCGUUCAGGACAUGCUGGGCAGGGGCGUCGACGACGGCUUCAUCAUCCACAUCUGCAGUACUGCCGGACACACACCACCGAAUAUAGAUGGUAUGGCGAUGUACUUCGCCAGCAAGCACGCCGUCAAAGUACUGCUCGAAGGGCUGAGGAAAGACCUUGUCGCCAAGGGCAGCAAGAUACGAGUUGGGGAAAUUUCUCCAGGGCCAGUACGAUCUCAGACAGUACCAAACUUGGCAGCUGCUCCUCCAGAGUUACUUGAAUUUUUCGCCAAACUGAAUAAUACACCUUUCCUGGAAACGGAAGACAUAGCAGAAGCCGUUGUCUACAUGCUGUCGCAGCACCCUCGGGUACAGGUGCACGAUAUAAUUGUGAUGCCAACUGGCCAGCCGUUCUAA